AUGACGACCAAUUACAGAUCGCUAAAGACAGCGGUGGACUACGAAUAUGGGUAUAUGAUGAAACAAGGGAUCGGGGAAGAAAAGUAUUGGAGAACAAAAUUGGGACCAAAUAACACCUCGUUGAAUAACCCCCCUUCGAUCAGCUCCCAUGUUGAAAAUGGAAAUGCCAAAUUGGUGGAAGCGAAAAAUGUGUGUGACAGAAAUGACCACAAAGGUGAGCAGUCUGAGGAUGAGCUAACAGCAGCACAGAGAAGUGAGACAAAUGGUGAAAUUUUCUUUAAAAAAAAAAACAACUACUACAAAUAUAAUAUAUUAGGGAACUCCACGAGGGAAGACAACACGAUCACCCCUUUGAAUGGAAAGAAGCGCCAUUGGUUAGACGGACGAAAUGAAAAGAGUCAACACAGUGAACAAAAUUUAAAGAGGAAAAAAAUAAAUGAAAUUAUAAAUAAGUAUAAGAAAAACAUGACAUUAUUACAUGGUAGAACAAGUAGUGAACACUCAGUUAACUGUGACGAAGUCAAUUCAAAGGAAGAUGAGUGCAACUCCCAUUUUGAUGGUACCUACAAUUUGAGGGGGGCUAAUCAAGUCGACUGUAUCGAUGCAGAUCAGGCAACUAAUCUUCAGGAGGAAGGGAAUCCUCGGGAUGGUACAAAGAGCCAAGUAUAUGAUAAACACAACGGUGAGAAUGAGCAGUGGGAUAGGUUAAGGUCUCUUCAAAAGGGACAUAAAGAAAUGACAGAAAGUUCAACUCAGGACAUUGCUGCUUCUCGGAAAGGAGAGGGAAGUGUGAAGUGGGAAAAGGGAAGCAUCUCGAAAAAAAAUUCUGAGCCAACAAAAAUUGGUGAACAUGGCGAGCGAAAUUAUAUGACCAGGUAUCCCCUCCUUUUGGAACAACGAAAGAAGGAAUACUAUUAUGGCAGCUCAGAAAAGUUGAUAACUCUGAAAAACUACGGCAUUAGUUUGGGUUAUAAAGACCGUGAUGGUCAAGGGGGGGACAAAAGUAAUUCAAAGCUUUCAUCCCUUUUGAGCGAAAGGAAAAAGGAGGAAAUGGAAGGGGCAGAGCGUCCGAUUAAGCUGCAUGCAACAAACAGAGCAGAUAAUCUUUUGCCCAGUUUCAAUCUCCCCAAGGUGUAUUACUCCUCUGAAGGGGACAAAAAGCAUAGCGCACUGGACACCCAUGUGGGUUUCUCCUGCAAGGGGAGGGACUUUCAAAAGGGUAAAAGCACCGGUGACACAAGUCGGGGUGGCACCCACCUGUUGGAUGAUGACACCGUCUCGAAUAGUUAUCACGAACUCGUGGGCACAGAAAAAUGCAACUCUUUAAAUGUUGACAAGUCCGCCGCUAUUCAGGCAAACCUAAUUAAAGGCGCAACAGAAGGUACCUCGACGGGAACAUUUUCCCACUUUAAUAAACUGUUUAACCAGACGUCGUUCACAGAUCAUGAAAAAAGGAUUAGGGAAAAAUUCGAGCAAAUCAAACAAAUGGAGAAGACGAUCGAUUUUGAGGAGGGUGUAUCGGAUGAGAAUGGGAAGGGAGAGGAUCAGCAGAAUGGAGGAAGCAAAGAAUCACACCAUGUGGAUGAGACCCUGGGCAAAGCAGGCAACGCAACGGGGCGUACAGAAAGUGGAGAGGGGAAGACAAAUGGGGAGAACAACUAUAGUGAGAAAUUUUCGCCACUCAUGGAUAAAGAAGCAUCAGGGGGUACUACUAAUAAAGAGCGGACAUCAAAGAGGGAGACCAAGUUAAGUUACACUUUCGAAGUUGGGGAGACUAAGCCUCAAGGAAAGGAAGAAGAACAUCGACCAGACGAGGGCAACAAUUCGUACCUUCACCAGGAUGAUACAAAUGAGUACUCACAUGGGGAAAAAAACUUAUGCAACUUCAAGGGCGGGGAGAAAUACGACACGGUUGUUAAGGCAAGCCAUCCUGAUGAACAACACACUCAUGUUGAUGAUAAGCCAUCCCCGUGGACGGUGGAGAAUAAUGAUAUGAAUCUUUCUCUUUACGAUAAGAUUAAAUAUUCUGUCUUGAGUAAAGGGGAAAAGGAUUCCCAAUGGAAAAAAGGAGAGGAGGUAGACAUUCACCACGUGAAACCCAUUUCGGAUUACAGCAAAAAUGGGCUUAGGAUUGAACAGAAUAAAAAAUGGGAUGACUUGAGGGAGAAAUAUCUGGACCUGAAAAGAAGACAUGGCCUGGAUUCGAAUGGAGAACAUAAGAAAGGAGAAGAAGGUCGUUACGCUUUGGGGAAAGAAAAGGAAAAAGGUUCCUGGGUAUCGAGCCAGGACAAGGACAAACUGUGUAACUUAUGGGUCGGAGGAAAAACCAGCAUGGGGGAAAGUCUCCCAUCAACAAAUGGAGUGGUGCCCCCUUUAGUUGAAUCAACCUCCCAUUUGGAUCAAUCGCUUAGAAAAAAGGUAGAGCAAAGAAGCGAAAAAAGGACAGAAGCUGAAAAGGAUAAGGUGAAAAUCACCAACUCUCACAUGAAUACGUUAAGUAACGAUAAGACAGCAGAGUAUAGGAGGAAUGGUUUACCAACGCGUAGCGAAGGUGCUGGAAACAGCAUCGGCCAUCGCAAGCGAAAUUGGGCAGACGAGGUGGGGAGGUGCACAGAGAAGCAUUCCAAUCAGGCACUUGCAGAACGGUUGAAAAGUGGCAAAGAUAAAAACUUCGUCAGUGGAGACCUCCGUAACAUUUAUUCACGUAGCCCAGCCCACCAGCGAAGUAGGGGAAAAAGUGGGGAAGUAGACAAGGGUUGGAAAUUUUCCCCCACCAAGGUGAACAAAAUGGGAAAAACACAAUUUGAGGCGUUCACCACAACAGAAGGAAAGAAGAAUAAUUCUUCACAUAUCGGUGUGGCCAACGCAAAGGUUACAAUCCAUGAUAAGGAUAAAGGAGGGACAUACCAAAAUGAGGAUAACAUUUUAAAAAAGUAUCAUCAUUUUUUGAGGAAGUCACCCUCACCGAGGAGUCCAUACAUAAGAGCCAAUAAAGUGAACGGGUACCAAAAUCAAGUGCUUCACGAAAGUGAAGAGUUAAGAGGAAAGGGAAGAAGUAAUCAGCCUGUGAAUAAUAGCCUAAGGAGGGACAAUAACCACAGUGGUGAAAUUGCGCAAGUAAGAGAUUUGGCAAAGAAGAAACCUCCCAUGAGGAAAGGAAUGUCAGGCGAGGAGUACGUGGGAAGGAUAGGCAAACUAAACCCUCAGAAGAAGGACAAAAUCAACGUAGGCGUAAAGACCAAAGCGAAGAAUCCACUCUUCUAUUCAACGAAUUCCCAAACAGAUAUGCACAAAAAAAACAUUGUUGAAACUAUUUCAAAUGAUCUGCACGUGUCCAAUAUACACAGUCUGGAGGAAAUAAAAAAAAAAUAUGAAAAUGUGAUUAAACGAGUGAAGGAAAAUCUUUCUAGUGACAACAACUACUCGAAGAUGCAAGGAGAGGGGAAAAGAACCAACUCGAAUGAAAGGAUAAAAGAAAAUUUGGACAUGAUUAAGGAACACUUUAAUAAAGAAAAAAUGAAAAUAGAUGAGGAGAACAGAAUGAGGCAUGAAAUUAACAUGAGGAGGAAGAUGUACGAAUUAAAGAUUAGGAAAGAUUUUGAGGAAAAAAUUAGAAUUCGCAGGGAGAUGAACGAGAGGAAGGUAAUGGAGGAAGGUCCAAGCGGACAAAAAGAAAAUGUCCGCGUGGUGCAUAACCCCCCACAGGAAGACAUCCAUGCGGAAGAAGCGGAGAAUGGCGCACUUGAGGGUCGACACGGAGGUGGAGCAAAGGGUAAUGAGGUGCAAUAUGGGAAGGCGGCACAACGGGAGACGCAGAGAGACGCGAUAAAACCAGGAAAGAGCAAACAAAAGAAAAACAUCUUUGAAGAUUACUCCAGCGAUGGAAGCUAUUACAAAUACAUGUACAGAAAUCUUUACGAAGAGACAUGGAAUAACAAAACGAAAAGCCACUACCACGAUGUGGGGGACAAUCUGUACCUGGAAGAUUGCUCAGAUCAUUUUUUCCUCAAUGCGAAGACACACCCUUCAGUUGCCGAUACCCUUUCGAACAGUUUUGACAAUGAGUUGAUAUCACUGAGCAAAAUAAAGUUUGACGAUUUUGACUACAAUUAUUUGAACGAGAUUAACAGAUCUGUGUUGAAGAAAAAGGAAACCCCGCUGCGUUCACUCGGUGCAAUUCAAUCACACCGUUCACCUUAUUCACGCGUUUCGUCGCACGGGGGAGAUGAGAUGGGAAGAAAUCCCAAUCUGUUGAAGCCGAAGGUCAUAUUGACCGACAGCGAAGGGAGCCCCAGAAGGAAAUGCGCACAAGGGAAUACACAAACGAAUGGUGGAGGACAUAACGAAAGUAUCUUUAGCGAUUCGUCUUUAAUCAAAAAGCGAGAGAGGCGUGGGGGGAGAAAAGCUCCCGAAUGCUUGCGCAUCCCAGCGAACUCCAGUGCGUACAAACAAAACGACAGCGAGAAUAUUCUGAACAAGCUGCUGCUGAUAAAGCGCCAGAAUAGGGCGCGCGCAGGGGAGCCGCGUGAAGAGGUGGAAUCAUAUGAGGAGGUGGAAGCAAACGAGGAGAUAGAACCAGCUGGAGAGACUGAAGUAGAUGAGGAACCCCUCAUGGAGGAAGAAAACAAAACCGACGUGGACGAAGUCACCCUGCAGAAUGACUCACCUGAAGAGGAGAAUGUUCAUCUCGCCAAAAAGAAACAGACACGAAACAAACCAAGCUGCAGCAAUGGUAAAAACACGAGGGGAAGUAACCGCGUCCUACAGAAAAACAUCAGCCCAGAGGAAGAACAUUCGACGGGAAUAAAAGAAUCCAAUUUGAGAGAGACGGAUGUGGGAAAAAAAAAAAAAAAAAAAGAAAGGAAAGUAAACGAAUGGAGAGAUAAAAAUAAUCAGAAGAACCAUUCGAAUAGAUUAGAGAAGGAUCAACAAAAUAAAAUGCCAAAUGAAUCGAGCGGAAGUGACGAAAGUGAAGACGAUGAAAACCAUCUGAAGCGUUCUUUAUCGUCAUCGGAUAACGGAAUUCCAAAAAUUAACAUUCUGAACAAUAGGGAGAAUUAUAUUCCUCUAGACGUUGCUCUUAACUUUGUAAUAGACAAUGAGAAACUGAAAAAAACGAACGUGCAGAAGGAACAUAAGGGAAGCCAAAAAAAGAAGUAA
Messenger RNA from Plasmodium fragile, 5160 nucleotides. RefSeq lists its product as uncharacterized. Lineage: Eukaryota; Apicomplexa; Aconoidasida; Haemosporida; Plasmodiidae. The record is from RefSeq and is a predicted model, not a curated record. Bases 1 to 5160 code for a protein of 1719 amino acids. The transcript has a single exon.